Molecule: messenger RNA, 1830 nt
Organism: Blumeria graminis f. sp. triticale
Lineage: Eukaryota; Fungi; Ascomycota; Leotiomycetes; Helotiales; Erysiphaceae
Source: the annotation of a GenBank genome assembly
AUGACACCUUCCUCUCAUGCCAACACGUCUGAUACAAACCUCACCAUUUCCAACUCAGACACGAUAUCUCAUCAACAAUCGCACCAAGGUAGCCUCUAUGAUGCUGGUAUCAGAUCUAGAAACAAGAAACUCGAUGCAUUUGAUCAGGAAAGAAUUACUACGAGUACAUCGACAAGUAAUCGAGCUGUGAGCACUAAUUCUACUAGGGGGCUAGGUCAUAGUGCUGAUCGGGUUCGGUCAACAUCUAGUCGAGGAGAGAGAUUAAGAGGAGAAAAUCGAGCAUUUAACCACGAAACAAAAAGAGGUUUAUGGGAUGGGUCAUGGGCAGCCCAAGGAUUAAAUACCCUGCAGGACAUGGCGUUUUCAUUUGUUAAUGGCAAUAGUGAAAUAAAAGAAAGAGAAACCUCAAGGAGCUGGGCUUCUCCUCCAAACUUAGAAGGCUUCACAGGAAAUGGAAAGGGAAAAGGGAAAACCAAGAUGCGCAGUAAUUGGGGGCCAGGAAAUAUAUGCGGAGAAAAUACCGAUGCGGGUCUUAACAAAGGGAUCAUUGAAAAUAGAGACAAAAAACAUCACGAGAGACUAAAAGCACGAGUGCUUGAGGGUCAGGAUGAUUUUGCAUAUACUGUGGACAGUAUGGGAAACUGCAAACGUCGAACCUCUGUCGCAGAGACGCAAUCCAGUGGAAUAAAUGAAGAAGAAAAUAUUUUGGUUUACAUGCAUCAUGUCCAACCGGAAGAUACGCUUCAAGGAAUUGUACUUAAAUUUCAUGCUCAAAUGGACGUAUUUAAGAAAGCGAACCGCUUAUGGACUGGAGAUCUGAUACAGAUCAGAGAGAGAGUAUUCCUACCAGUUGAGGCGUGUGCAAUCAAAGGAAGACCUUGUUCACCGCCUAAUGUGGAAAAUUUAUCUAACCAAAAUCCUCGGUCACAGUCAUCAUCCCAGGAACAUAUCUCUUUUGCUAACAACACUGAUCUAUGGAAAGUUGCAGAACAUUCCGAGGAUAACAGCAAACCUUGGAUACACGUACGCUGGGUACUAUUAGAUACUUCGACCAAACCUGUUGAGGUCGUACGUAUUCCACGAAAAACACUCAAUUAUUUUCCACCACGUCGGAGAAAAAGUCUUGCUACAGCCUCGACCGUUUCGACUCCCCGUAUCUCAUCCGAAAUUCCUACCUAUUCUCAAUCCUCUCUUGAAAGCCAAGCAAAUUCGCCGUCUCGUUUAAUUUCAGGAAAUACUCAUACCGCUGCACAACCCUCUCUAACUACUUCUUAUUUUCCUCAACCCAAUUCGUCAUCUAGUCGUCGAGAAUCAGUAUGCGGCGCAGCUAAUCGUCUUGGAUGGCUUCGGGGGCCCGGUGGUGUUGGAACAAUGGAUAAAAAUGUUCGAAAGCCAGGACCUGCAAAUGAUGCACUGAAUACCUGGACUAGCAAGCAAUUUCCUGGUAUAGCCAUAGACUCUCUUCCUUCAACAUCUACGCUGGUUAUCGAUGCAGGACAAAUGGAAUUAAACAGCGAGUGUAUCGCGAGUACACCUAGCGAAGGGCCCCCAACUUCUCAUGUUUCCGGAAACAUUGGUGGAAGGCUAGCCUUCCCAAACGUAAACCUGAAUAGUGUGGAGAAUUGGGUUCGAAAGAUUGCAACUAGAGUUCAAGUACCUGGGACGGCAAGAGAAGACGCUAUUGAAAUGCUGGAUGGUGCUGGCAGUGAUGAUGGGAGGGGCGUCGAAACGUCAAGCGCAUGUUACUCAUCAGACACGGCUCUACGCGGCCGUAGGUAUGUAAUUCAGUCAUCGAUUCGCGACGCUGCAAAUAACGCAAAGAGCGAAUAA